UGGAGACAUGCUGCAUUAGCGAGUUUCUAUCUAAUCGGUUAAAAAAGGGGAAACGUGUUCAAUCAAUCGGCCGUCCCUCUUCCAGUAGAUAUAUUAUCUCUACGACUGCAACAACAUUUCCAAAACACACAGAGAGGACAGGGAUGCUCAUUCACUUUGCCAACCUCUCCCAGUCAUGAUAUUUGCAGGUUUCCUCUUUCUGCUCCUCCUCACAGGUGGAAGUUCCUGGAAUAACACAGAGCAACCAGAACUUCAGGAUGAUCUUAAAUCAAAUCACAGCGUUGAAGAAAGAGGGAAAACAUUCAACAACUCGGAACUAAAAGAGCUUUCUAGCCAACUCUCCAAAAACGAUAAGGACAAUGAUUACAAAGUGGCGGAAGAUGAUGUGUGCAACUAUCACAAGGUUAUAGAGUUCCUGAAGCUGAAAAACAAUGGGACGUUCUCAAUGGUCCGACCCAUCAAAAACCCCCAAAAACCAACAUGGGUCUCUAUCCAAUUGUCAAUUCUGGCAAUUCUAGAUGUUAGAGAGACUGACCAGACUUUUGUUUCUUACAUUGGGAUUUAUGUGACAUGGUAUAAUCCGUACAUUUAUUGGAAUCCAAGAAAUUUUUGUGACAUUCAUCGGAUGAGAGUUCCGGCUGAUUUGUUGUGGAAGCCAGAUCUAACUAUUGAAGAAAUGAUAGAGAAGGACAAGGCCACAAUUCCCUUUAUCACCAUUAACUCAAACCAUUUAGUUGAAUAUGUGAAGGACAUUAUGGUGGUCAGCAUGUGCAAGAUGCAAGUUUACAAAUUUCCUUUUGAUGUUCAGAGCUGCACCUUGUCUUUCAAGUCAAUCACAUACCCAGAAGAGGAGUUGAAGUUUCAAGCCACUGAAAACAAAUCAUUGAUAACGGAGUGGUCUAGGGAAAUGCUCAGGAACCAGUUUGAGUGGCUGUUCAUCGACAUUGCAAGCAAGAUCAAAACUGAGAAAUAUUUUCAAGAAAAUCAAAGCAUGGUCAUUUACACUGUCACGAUGAAGAGGCAUUCUGCCCUCUACAUCGUCAACUUCUUAGUGCCCAUCCUGUUCUUCUUCUUUCUGGACUUGGCCUCCUUCUUGAUAUCAGACUACGGGGGAGAGAAGCUCAGCUUCAAGGUCACUGUGCUACUCGCUGUCACUGUGAUGCAGCUUAUUCUCAACGAGAUUCUGCCUUCCUCUUCAAACAGGAUACCGCUUAUUGCUGUGUACUGCAUCGGGAUGUUUGGUUUGAUGAUGAUCAGCCUUCUGGAGACAAUUUUGGUGAUGUAUCUGAUUGAGAAAGACUCUGAACCUAAAGAAAACAAGGCUGAUAAAAAUGGCAGCCUGAGUGAGGAGUGUGGAGACAAACAGGGCAACUAUGAUGGAGAUGUGAAGAAAUGGACUCACUGUGCUUGUGUGUGUAAUGUGUUUGAGGAACCGCCAUCUGAACUGUUGUCUGUGGCCAAAGAGCAGGACAAAAGAAGCCAUCUGACGGAGGAGUCCAACUCCUUGGAGAAGCUCCCAGAUGAGCUGAGUGAGGCAGUGAAAACACUCUCUCUGCUGCUCAGCAGGAAGGAAGAAAGGAAGCCCGACUCCUGGACCAGAGUGGCUAAAAAAUUGGACAUCAUUUUCUUUUAUGUCUAUAUCACAGUGGCCACUCUGUUUUUGGUUGUCAUCUUUUCAGUAUGGAUCAAUGCGAAAGACGAAUAGUGGUAAACCACUGGGGUCUGUUUUUUUCAUCCCCCUAAAGUCUCUUUAAUUUAAUAUACAUUCCUCUACAGAAGGCGGCAAAUGUCUGUGGAAAACUCUUGCAAAACUAAGAUUAAAUGUAUUUCGGGCCAGCUAGAUUAAGUAUGUCACAAAUUCAAAAGUCGAUCAUAUCCACAGGGAAACAGUUAGUACAUUAACUGUUGCUUCUUUCUGUGAGUCCACCUAGUGCAGGCAGUGAUUGACAGGUAAAGGCCAGAUCCAUAUUUUCUCAAUCGCUAACCAUAACCCUAGCCCUUUCAAUCAUGGCAACGCAUUUUGCCAACUUCAAACCUGUCUGAAUGACUGACUUUAAAAACUUCGAUUAGGACCUCCUAGGACUAUGCUCAAUAAAGAGUCUGCAAUCAUAUAUUACUUUUUAAUUUAAUUUAUGUUAACAUGAAAUGGGAGACACUACGUAUGCAUUGUAAUUAAUCUGCUACAUUGUGCUAAUUGACAUGACACAUUUUAAUCUGCCUUCAAUGUUGAUGUUCACCCAUAGCCCUGCAUGGAUCACUUGAACAUUCAAGGUAUAACCGUACAAAGAAGUAUUGUAAGUGUAAUGGCAUGGCCUCUUGAUUGUUGAACAUAAGGAGGUUUUCGAAUUCUGCAAGUGAGUGAUUUUCUUGUCUAUAGAUCUUGGGACAUCUGUGUGCGUUCCCUUUACUUGUGCCGUCCCUUUCCUGUCAACUAUGCCCCCUUAUAUACAACCUUGUGCAUGUAAUCACCAACCCUAAGUGUCUAGAAUAAUACUGCAUGAUAUAUCUAUCAUAAUAAUAUGAGAUGUCACCAAUAAACUGAAAUACCUCCUACAGUAAAGCUCUAGUAAGGUAUGACUUGAAU
This is a messenger RNA of Eleginops maclovinus (Patagonian blennie), 2584 nucleotides long. Its product is annotated as 5-hydroxytryptamine receptor 3A-like. NCBI's taxonomy places the organism in Eukaryota, Metazoa, Chordata, Actinopteri, Perciformes, Eleginopidae. Gene Ontology annotation, molecular function: transmembrane signaling receptor activity; acetylcholine-gated monoatomic cation-selective channel activity. Gene Ontology annotation, biological process: monoatomic ion transmembrane transport; signal transduction; regulation of membrane potential. The transcript has 12 exons. The coding region runs from base 176 to 1705 and encodes 509 amino acids. The record is from RefSeq and is a predicted model, not a curated record. Gene Ontology annotation, cellular component: synapse; plasma membrane; neuron projection.